UUGGACAUGAUAUAAACACAUUCACAUUGGGAGGGUUCACCAAACAUUUUCCUCUCUUUUAUUUAUUUUUCCAUUUAUUUCUCACUAUAUAUAAAAGCAAACCUUGUGCUAGAAACAAGAUCUAAAUUUGGUGAGUAGAGAUUUUAACACAACCAACAAACACACACAUCGUUGUAGCUUCUUAGUUAUCAAGCUAUUAUAGCAACCACCAUGUCCAUCAAAGAAUGCGGCCACCACGACGACGAAGACCGACGCAACUUCCUCCGCCGCAUAAUCGCAGCCGUAGGAGCCUUCAUUCUCCUAAUACUCCUAACCAUCUUCCUAAUAUGGAUCAUCCUUAGACCCACAAAACCACGUUUCAUGAUACAAGAUGCCACCAUUUACACUUUCAACAUCUCUUCACCAAAUUCCAAUCCCUUCCCUAUACCAAACACACUAACCCUAACAAUGCAAGUCACACUCACAACUCACAACCCUAACAAAAGAAUAGGAAUCUACUAUCAAAAACUUCAUGUCUAUGCUUCUUAUAAGAGCCAACAGAUCUCACUACCAACUUCAAUUCCUGAUACUUACCAAGGUCAUAAAGAUUUUACCAUUUGGUCGCCGUUUAUUUACGGUGUUGGCGUGCCGGUUUCGCCUUUUACGCUAAGUAAUCUUCAGCAGGAUCAGAAUAAUGGAAUGGUUUUGGUUAAUCUUAAGGUUAACGGAAGGGUUAAGUGGAAGGUUGGAAGAUGGAUCUCUGGAAGGUAUCAUAUUUUUGUGAACUGUCCUGCUUAUGUUAGGUUUUCCGGUGACCGGAAUAAUGGCGCCGGAGUUGUAGCUCCGGCGGUUAAGUUUCAGCUUUUGCAAAAUUGUCAUGUUGAUGUUUAGUUAUCAUGAGUAGAAGGAUAUUAGUUCUUUCUUUUUUCUUUGUUAGAGUUGUUAGUUCAUGCACUCUCCACCAUGCCCUUUUUUGUGUUCACAAAUUUCUCAUUAUCUUUUUUUCUUAGUAAUUGUAAUGUAAUUUUUAUUUUUACUUGUGGUUAAUUUAUUAGAUACA
Messenger RNA from Medicago truncatula (barrel medic), 1039 nucleotides. RefSeq names its product NDR1/HIN1-like protein 1. NCBI's taxonomy places the organism in Eukaryota, Viridiplantae, Streptophyta, Magnoliopsida, Fabales, Fabaceae. The record is from RefSeq and is a predicted model, not a curated record. Gene Ontology annotation, cellular component: plasma membrane; plasmodesma. Bases 211 to 870 code for a protein of 219 amino acids. Gene Ontology annotation, biological process: defense response to other organism. The transcript has a single exon.